Messenger RNA from Erythranthe guttata (spotted monkey flower), 903 nucleotides. NCBI's taxonomy places the organism in Eukaryota, Viridiplantae, Streptophyta, Magnoliopsida, Lamiales, Phrymaceae. The record is from RefSeq and is a predicted model, not a curated record.
AUGCGGUACGAUACAAUCAAAAUGUUGGGACUUACCAUGUCAUUCUUUUGUGUGAUCAGCUUUCUGACGUAUUUUACGUCGAAAGGUGACUCCAGACUUAUGAUUCUAGGCUGGAUGUGCCUCCUAGCUUCUAUAUCAGUUUACGGGGCAACUAUAGGCACCGUGGUUCGCGUACGUACAUCUGAGAUGGUGGCUCAUCUAGCAGCGGUCUUUGGCUACUUGGGAGUUGUUAUAUCCGUAUUCGUCUACUUAGCUCCCGUGCUCAUGUUUAUCAAGAUAUACGGUGAGAAGUCGACGGUGGGGUACUCGGUGAUGCCUUACACCGUUGCGCUUAUGUCCUCGGGCAUCUGGCUCUACUACGGGGCCAUAGAGAAAGAUGGUCAUUUACUGAUUGGCGUUAACGCAUUCGGUUGCGUUGUCGAGACAGUGUACAUUAUCAUGUACAUUGUCUAUUCACCUCCUCACCACAAGAUUCGGAUUAUCCGUCUUUUGAGCAUCUUGUUGUGCAUAUUAUGCACAAUUAUCCUUUUCACAUUCUUUAUGUGGAAAGGAAAUACGAGGGAGGAGAUUGUGAGUUGGAUUUGCUUUGGAGCAUCCAUAUCGGUGUACGGGGCCACAGUUGGCAGCGUGGUUCGAGCUAUCAGGACACGCAGUGUGGCUUUCAUGCUGAUCACACUCACGUGUGUCCUCACUGUGAACGCCAUCAUAUGGGGCGUUUACGGCUUCCUUAGGGGAGAUGCCGCGAUUUGGCCUUGUACUCGGGGUCGUACAGGUCAUUGUGUACUUGGUAUUACAUUAGGUGCCACUGUCGCGGAGCCACAACUGGAGAUGGCGGCCGUUGACGGAGAUCCACUGGAGGUUGCGGCUGCCGGAGAGUCAGAGCUUGGUUUGGAGGUUGUGUAG